GAUAGAUCAUGUUCUAUGGCAUAUUCUUGUGACUAAUUUCCUAAAAUCCUAUAUUGUCCGUCCAUGCAUGUAGCACCUUGCAUUUCAUUUCAUGCACAAAACCGAGAUACACUCCCGCCAUCCAUCCAAGCCUGCAACAUCUUCUUCACCCCUCACGCAAGAAAGAAGACACUCAAGUCAAUCAACGACCUUCUUCUCUUCUCUUUUUCAAUCACAAUACUAAUUCCACAACUAUGAUAUCAUUAUUCUCAUCACAUUGCAAUAUUAAUCACAAAAACUAAAUUAAACAAAACAAUGCUUCGAAUCUGUUUUAGAAGAACACGACCCCUUCUUCGUUUCCCUAAUCCCUACAAAUACUACAUUUCUUCUUCAUCAUCUUCCAAUUCACAUUCACCGGAGAAAAUUUCACAAAAUCCCCAAAUUACCCCUCCAACCGUUCCUAACAAACUCUCUCCUGUAACCCCUUCCUCAUUCCUCUCCAAAACCUCCAUCGUCGCUCUCUCCACCGCCGUUGUCGCCUCCGUCGCAUUCCUCUCCUACGAUUACGGCCGCGAAACUCAAUCACAAUCCGAUCAAUCCAAAUCCCCUAAUCCUCUCUACACCACCGCCGAACACGCCGCACAUCGUUCCGCCGAAUCCAUCAACCGAAUCUUCCACCACGUAAAACGAACAAGCCUCGCCGCCACUGUUUUAUGGCAGUCGCUAAGGUCGGUGUUAUCUUCCGCGAACCACGAGGUUCGGUCUGGAUUCGAGAUUCGCGUGGCGGCGUUGCUGGCAGAUAUUUCUGCGGCGAAUUCGAGCCGGAGAGCGGCGAUUGUGGGUGCUGGUGGCGGUGCGGUUGUGGAUUGGUUGCUUGAUUCUGUUGCGGUUGUGAAGGAUGCUGGUGGUGGUACUCAGGCGGAGGCGGCGAGAGCAUUGGCGUAUUUGAUUUCGGAUCCUGAUGUUUCUGCUGCUGUGUUUGCGCGGCCUCACGCUGUUCCGAAUCUUCUGAGGUUUAUCUUCUCUUGCAAACCGCGGCGUUCGAAGAAUAAAACGAAGAAUUCGAGACGUAGUGCAUUUGACCUUUCUGAUUCUUUGAAAGGUAGGAGCAUGCUUGUGGCUGCUAUAAUGGACAUUGUUACAUCCAGCUGUGACAAUGCAGAGAAGGUAUCUUUUAGGCCGUCUUUGCCUGGAAAUGCUGAAACCAGAGAUAUUGCUGCUGCCCUGCAAGUUAUUGAGGAAGGGGGUUUGCAUUUGGACGAGCCUCCAGAGGAUGAUGAUGAUGGUGGUGGGACAGGAAGGAAAGGGAUUGGAAUCAAGAUACUUGGAGGUACCUCUGUUUUAGGACUUUCAAGGACCCGUGAUGAAAUGGAGUUUGAUAAUACUGAUUUUGAUCAUGAAGAAGAACCGUUGAAGCACAGGACACCAACAACCCUCGUGUACCAUAAGUUUGAUGAUUCGCUGGUAAAACAAAAUAUGUCCUCUGUUGUCGUACCUGGUCUCUGGGAUGAUUUACACUGUGAACAAGUUGCUGUUCCUUUUGCCACCUGGGCAUUGGCAAAUUGGGCAACCACAUCAAAGUUGAAUAGAUCUCGUAUUCAGGAACUAGAUCAGGAUGGAAAUGCUGUCUUGUCUGCUCUAAUGGCACCUGAGAGAUCUGUAAAAUGGCAUGCGAGUUUGGUGGUGCGGUUGCUUUUAGAAGACCGUGAUACACCUUUGAAUGAAUCUGUUUCUGAUUGGAGUUCCAAUCUUCUUUCUACUAUAUUGCAUGCAUGUAAGCAUGAAGAUGUUUCGUUGGCUCGGGUAGCUUUUUCUGCCUUUCUUUUAUCUGUUGAGAGGAGUCCUGGGGUACAGAAGACUGUGAUGGAGAAGGGUCUUAAUUCGAUGAGAGACAUUGCUAAGACAACAAAGCAUAUGCAGGUGCAAGAAGCAAUAGCAAAGACAUUAGAACUACUCUGUACAGGAGAUCGUCAUUUAUCUCUUGAAGAGAGUCAGAAGUGGUCGGGUAUUCUCAUUCCCUGGGUUUUUGGAACAUUUUCUUCUGAUAUUAUACGAAGUUCAGCCAUAAAAAUACUGUCUCAGAUCCUUGAAGACUAUGGAGCAACAUCUGUACCACUUUCCCAAGGAUGGUUGGUCAUGCUGUUAAAUGAAGUACAAGAUUCCAUCAAGAAAUCAAUUGAUAAAGGAGUCAGUCAACCAAAAAGUGAUAAAGUGAAGACUUUAAUCAAUAAUGCAAAUAUUGCUUCUGCUGCACAAGUUGCAAAGCAGCUUUCAAGUGCUGUUGUUAAUCUGGCAGCUAAACAAUUGAGAACUGUGUCUACUUCUGAGGAUAUAUCCCCACUUGUAGAUUUUCUUUCCCUGGAACCUUUAGCAGGGCCGUUUAAAAUUUUAAAAAAGGAUAGUCUGCCUAAAUUCGGUGCUGCAGAUUCUGCCUUGGCAACCCUUAAAGGUAUCAAGGCUCUGACUGAAGUAUGUGCAGAAGACUCCGAGUCUCAGGACAAGAUUGUUGAUUUUGGCAUUUUAUGUUUGCUGAGGCGCUUUUUGUUGAAUGACGAUUAUGAGAGACUGGCUGCUAUCGAAGCUUAUGAUGCAUCAUCAAGAGCGCACGACGGGCAGGAAAGGAAAUCAAGUGAAGGUGAGGAACCACCUAGAUCAGAUAUAAAUGAUCCAGCUAGUGUCCGAGUUCCCCCAACAGCUCAUAUCCGUAGGCAUGCAGCUCGGUUGUUGACCAUCCUCUCACUGCUUCCCAGAGUCAAGAAGAUAAUUAUAGCUGAUAAAACUUGGUGCAGUUGGCUUGAUGAUUGUGCUAAUGGUAAGAUUCCGGGUUGCAGUGACCUUAAGUUGCAAAGUUAUGCUAGGGCAGCACUUUUAAAUAUAUUUUGCAAUGACCGGAUUAAUGGAACGUCUGACAGUGCCGGUUCUUCUGGUGGUACCGGCCCUUCUGGUGGUGGUGUAAACAAUUAUAAUUUGUGUCCUCGUUAUGAUGACAUGAUAUUUUUGAUAAAUUCUCAUCUUCCUCACUGGAAGUGUUCCAAUGAAACAUAUCGGCAAGGAUCCUUCUCGGAAGACAUAUAUGUAGUCACCUCUGCUGUUGUUGAGGAUGGGACCAAAUCCUUGAAUGAUGGGACCUGCUCUAGUGGUUCAAGUGAUUCAACUAAAAGCAGCCUAGAUGCAGACUGUCCUCCACUAGAUGUGGUUUUUGUCCACGGCCUCCGUGGCGGCCCUUACAAAACUUGGCGUAUAUCUGAAGACAAAUCCUCAACUAUGUCUACCUUGGUAGAGAAGGUUGACGAGGAAGCUGGAAAGCUCGGAACCUUUUGGCCUGGUGAAUGGCUUUCCAGUGAUUUUCCCAACGCUCGCUUGUUUACCCUCAGAUAUAAGACUAAUCUCACACAGUGGUCUGGAGCUAGCCUGCCUCUUCAGGAAGUUAGCUCUAUGCUACUGGAGAAACUUGUUGCUGCAGGAAUUGGGAAUCGACCUGUUGUUUUUGUUACUCAUAGCUUGGGGGGUUUGGUCGUGAAGCAGAUUCUUCACACAGCAAAGGAGGAAAAAUAUGAUAAUCUUGUGAAUAACACAAGAGGAAUUGUAUUUUAUAGCUGUCCACAUUUUGGCAGCAAACUUGCGGAUAUGCCUUGGCGAAUGGGCCUUGUACUUCGUCCUGCUCCGACGAUAGGAGAGCUAAGAAGUGGGUCUUCAAGAUUGGUUGAGCUUAAUGAGUAUAUUCGUCUACUCUAUAAGAAAAGUGUUCUUGAUGUCCUAAGUUUUUGUGAGACCAAGGUAACUCCAAUAGUGGAAGGUUAUGGUGGAUGGGCCUUUCGAAUGGAAAUUGUACCAAUUGAGUCAGCAUAUCCUGGAUUUGGGGAACUAGUUGUAUUGGAAUCAACAGAUCAUAUAAAUUCUUGCAAACCAGUGAGCCGCUUAGACCCUUCUUAUACAGAGACAUUAAAGUUCUUACAGAAAUUAAAAGAUGCUGGUUUUAGUUGGUGACCGUUUACUGUUGUUGUGGACUGGGCUGAAUGCCUCAAAUUUUAGAGAAGCCGAGUUACGCAGAUAUCAGGGCGGCGAUGAAACAUGCUAUACUUAAGUAGAUAUAUGUAUGUAAAGACUUCUGAAGAGCUAGGUAGGCGUAUCUGUGACAAUUACAUGUCAAAUGCAUGGGAAGCUUGUGGUGUUCUGUGGCAUCGACUUGACACCAUUUAACAUGUUUAGUGAAAGGCCCAAGGUGGACCAAGAGUUUGGCAUGCCUAACUUGCAUAUUUUUUUAUUCUUGGAUCAUUCUUUCGGCGCUUCAAAUUUCAUCAGUGUUGGAGACCAGCUUGCCCUUUGGUAUUCCAAUCAGUAUCUCUUGUACAUAUAGGAUACACAAUUGUAACCCAUGUAUAUUUGUAAUGUAAAUUCCCCUUUUUUUUAUGAUUGUUAUUGUUUGGCAUUAAGCAUUAGAAAUUUUGAUUUUGAUUUCUAUUUUGAAAGUAAUUCAACUUCGAUUCCUCAA
Medicago truncatula (barrel medic) is the source of this 4471-nucleotide messenger RNA. RefSeq lists its product as uncharacterized. The transcript has 10 exons. The record is from RefSeq and is a predicted model, not a curated record. NCBI's taxonomy places the organism in Eukaryota, Viridiplantae, Streptophyta, Magnoliopsida, Fabales, Fabaceae. Bases 295 to 3966 code for a protein of 1223 amino acids.